Carya illinoinensis is the source of this 1347-nucleotide messenger RNA. RefSeq names its product acetylornithine aminotransferase, mitochondrial. Gene Ontology annotation, molecular function: pyridoxal phosphate binding; identical protein binding; transaminase activity. The record is from RefSeq and is a predicted model, not a curated record. Gene Ontology annotation, cellular component: chloroplast stroma. Gene Ontology annotation, biological process: arginine metabolic process. The transcript has 3 exons. Lineage: Eukaryota; Viridiplantae; Streptophyta; Magnoliopsida; Fagales; Juglandaceae.
AUGAGUUUUCUCCAGUUUUCCAUCAGCCGUCUGAUUUCUCCGACAGUGUACCCACACCGUCACCGUCGGGUGAAGGCGUGCGCAAACGUGGAGGUUCACACACCAAAUUCUGUGAAGAAGGCUGUGGGGGUGAGCAAAGAGCUGAUGGAGGCCGAGGGUAGGGUACUAGUUGGGACGUAUGCCAGAGCGCCAGCGGUGUUCUCCAGCAGCAAAGGUUGUAAAUUGUACAACCCCGAGGGGCGGGAGUAUCUGGACUUGUCUUCUGGGAUAGGCGUCAACGCGUUCGGACACGGCAACCCAGACUGGGUACGGGUGGUCAUGGAGCAGGCCGGUAUGCUUACCCAUGUCAGUAAUGCCUAUUAUGCGAUCCCACAGGUGGAGCUCACGAAACGCAUUGUGGAUUGUACGACGUUUGCUGAUCGUGUAUUUUUCUGCAACACUGGAACCGAAGCCAACGAAGCUGCUAUUAAAUUCGCGAGAAGGUUUCAAAGAUUUACGCACCCAGAAGCGGAACAGCCCCAGAUAGAGUUCAUUUCCUUCAGGAACAGCUUCCAUGGGAGAACAGUGGGAUCCCUUGCAUUGACAAGCAAAGGGCAUUACCGAUCACCCUUUGAACCCCUCAUGCCAGGAGUUACUUUCCUGGAGUAUGGGAAUAUAGAAGCUGCAACACAACUGAUUCAACGUAGAAAAAUCGCUGCUGUGUUUUUGGAGCCCAUCCAGGGCGAGGGCGGCAUAUAGAGUGCUCGAAGGGAAUUUUUAUAUUCCUUGCGGAGAGCUUGUGAUGAUUCUGGCUCACUUCUUGUCUUUGACGAGGUGCAAUGUGGACUGGGUUGUACUGGUUAUCUAUGGGCGCAUGAAGCGUAUGGUAUAGUCCCAGAUAUUAUGAUACGUGCAAAGCCUCUUGCCGGAGGCCUUCCCAUAGGAGCUAUGCUGGUGACUGAGAAAGUUGCCGCCGCCAUUCGUUACCGAGAUCACGGCAGCACGUUUGCAGGUGGCCCACUUGUUUGUACUGCUGCUCUAGCCGUUUUGGAGAAAGUCUCAAGCCUUGGUUUUUUGGCCAGUGUCUCAAACAAAGGUCAGUACUUCAAAGAACUGCUGAUUAAAAAGCUAGGAGGCAACUCUCAUGUGCGAGAAGUACGAGGCCUAGGGCUUAUCAUUGGGAUAGAACUGGAUGUAUCCGCUUCACCGCUAGUAGAUGCCUGUCAAAACUCUGGCCUUCUAGUGUUAACUGCGGGAAAAGGAAACGUUAUUAGACUUCUUCCGCCAUUGAUCAUCACAGAGCAGGAAUUGGAGCAUGCAGCUGGGAUUCUGCUUGGAGGUAUACCGGCACUGGACAAGGGUAACUGA